Neogale vison (American mink) is the source of this 1207-nucleotide messenger RNA. Its product is annotated as double homeobox protein 4-like protein 4. Gene Ontology annotation, molecular function: DNA binding. NCBI's taxonomy places the organism in Eukaryota, Metazoa, Chordata, Mammalia, Carnivora, Mustelidae. The transcript has 3 exons. The coding region runs from base 41 to 937 and encodes 298 amino acids. The record is from RefSeq and is a predicted model, not a curated record.
CCCCAGGUCCGUUUUGGGUGGUGUUGGUGGCGGCUUGGUCAUGUCUUCGGACCAGCCCCAAGGAGGUCGGAGACGCCGAAGGACCAAGUUCAGCAAAAGCCAGUACAAGGUGCUCAUCGAGGCCUUCGAGAGGGACUCGUACCCUGAUAUUAUCGCCAGAGAAGAAUUGGCCAGACGAACCCAGAUUCCAGAGCCCAGAAUCCAGGUCUGGUUUCAGAACCGGAGAGCCCGAAUCCCGAAGAUCAGCCAGAGGAGGCCAGGUGUGGAGGCGGACGCCCAACUCCCAGGGCCCGUUCAGCGCAGCAGCUGCGCCCCAGACUGCCCGUGUCAGCAAAACCUUGUGGGGGCCCCGAGCGAUGCUGGACACUUCUCUGGGGAGUCCGGGGCUGUUGCUGCUGCUCCAGCCCUUCCCUCGGGGCAUGCUGAUGUCCUGAACGAGAAUGUGGCCUUGCCUGACCUGGAGACUCCAGUCAGUGCGCUGGGCGAGCCUUCCAGAAAUUUCCAUUACUCUCCCUUGACCUUCAGCCCUGAAGCUCUGUGUUCACUUCGGGCUCCCCUACAGCCCCUUUUCCAACAGGAAGCUGGCUUCAGCGGCGCUCAGCAGGGGGACCCAGGACAGCUCCUGUCCUACAGGGACUGCACCCUACAGGGGUGGGAGCAGCCUCCUCCCUCGGAACAGCAGCCAUGGUGGGGCUGGCAGCCUUCUCCCACACUGGAGCCCGAGAUGGCGCCCCAGCAGCCGCUACCCCAGCAUUUGGGGGCCUGGGAGCAGGCACCGCCGUCCCCUCCACCCUGGGAGCAGUGGCCGCAGCCCUCACCCAUGGAGGAGCUUGCUGGCAUUUGGAGCGGUUUUCCCACCUCCUUCAGAGACAGGAUGCUGGCGAAGGGCCCCGGGGCACCCCAGCCCUCAUCCCCACAGCUGUGGGGCAGCCCCUGAAGAUGCUCCCUGGGCAAGAUGUUGAAAUGACUUAACUCUCUGGCGGAUAGAGUAAAUCAGCAAUGAUCCUCUGUACACUUAAGGCAGAAUUAGAAAAGUGCAACAAUUUGUGUCCUUACCCCAGAGAGGUGCCCCAGACUAGCACUCUGGCAGCUGGGGUCUGUCAUAAGGUGCAGAGAACCCCCAGGGAAUCCUUAUGUGGGAGAAAAAGGGAUUUUUAAACCCUGUCCGUCCUGCCUCCUAUUAAUUGGUAAACGUGGAGCACUUACA